Molecule: messenger RNA, 3207 nt
Organism: Malaya genurostris
Lineage: Eukaryota; Metazoa; Arthropoda; Insecta; Diptera; Culicidae
Exons: 3
Coding region: 1-3207 (1068 amino acids)
Biological process (GO): DNA integration
Molecular function (GO): nucleic acid binding; zinc ion binding
Source: RefSeq, a predicted model, not a curated record
AUGGUGGACCAGCCAGGUGAUGGACCUGCCGCUGGCGUUGCUGUGGUACCGGUUACGUUUUCAUUUGAGCCGUUCAAUGCUGCCACAUCGAAAUUUGAUCGAUGGGUGGAGCGGCUGCAAGUUUCCUUUCGGAUUUACCACGUUCAAGAUGCCGAUAAGCGCGAUUACCUUCUUCAUCAUAUGGGCGGCGCUACCUAUGACGUGCUAUGCAACAAGCUGAAGAACGGCGAACCGGACACAAAAAGUUUUGAUGAGAUUGUGGCUCUGCUGAAGGAUCAUUUCAACCCCGAUCCUUUGGAAAUUCUGGAAAAUUUCAAGUUUUCAAGCCGCAAGCAGCUGGAGCACGAGUCUUUGAGUGAGUACCUAAUGGAUUUGGAGAAACUUGCUCAAACGUGCAAUUUCGAAGAUCACUUGGACAAAGCCAUACGGAACCAGUUCGUAUUUGGCAUCCGGAAUCGUGUGAUACAGUCGCGGUUGCUGAAAGUUAGAAAUUUGACCCUGGACAGGGCAAAGGAAAUCGGAUUUGGGAUGGAAAUGUCACACCGUGGCACCGAUGAGAUGCACGGAUCCCGAUCGAAGAACGAGGUGCAACACAUCGAGCACGGAUCCAAGAAAAUGAAAAAGAAGAAGUCUUUCCAGUUGGCGGGUCAGUCGAGUACAAGUCAGCAUUCAAGCAAAUCUAAUGGAUCGAAAAAACAAUGUUUCCGUUGUGGAUGUUCGGAUCACUUUGCGGACAAGUGCAAACACAAGACGACCGUCUGCAAUUUCUGCAAAAAGAAGGGACACUUGGAGAAAGUGUGCCAGUCCAAGGCCAAGGAAAAGGGGACAGAUGAAGCACACCACUUGGAGGAACACUGCGUUGUCAAGGACGUGUUUCAGAUGAACGCUGUUCGAGGUCAUGCUGGGAUUCAAGCUUCGCUUACCGUUCGAAAGGAUACCAAGCCGAUGUACGUGAAGGCUAGAUCAGUUCCAUUUGCAGUGCGUGGUGCGGUCGAGAAAGAGAUCGACCAGUUCGUAAGUGAUGGUAUCUGGGAAAAGGUGGAUCACUCUGAGUGGGCCACUCCUGUCGUUCCGGUGAAAAAGACGGGCGGUAGGGUACGAUUGUGCGGUGACUAUAAAAUCACAUUGAAUCCGUUCUUGCAAAUUGACGAUCAUCCUCUUCCUACCGUGGAAGAACUUUUCGCAACCAUUGCCGUGGGAGAGACCUUUUCAAAGCUGGAUCUAUCCCAGGCCUAUUUGCAACUAGAAGUCUGCCCGAAGGAUAGAGAUUUACUUACUCUAAGCACGCAUCGUGGUCUUUUCCGUCCCACGAGACUAAUGUACGGUGUCGCUUCCGCUCCGGCUAUAUUUCAGCGUCUUAUGGAGCAGAUUCUCCAAGACAUACCCGGUGUAACUGUCUUUAUCGACGAUAUUCGUGUCACUGGCCCUGACAGUAAGACACACUUGCUUAGACUUGAAGAGGUGUUCAAACGUUUGGAUAGGUACAAUUUGCGCGUAAAUAGAGAGAACUUCUUCUCAGACCGAAUCGAGUAUUGCGGUUAUAUGGUUGAUAAAGAAGGAAUUCACAAGUUGCGUGAUAAAGUGGAAGAAAUUCAGAACAUGCCGGUUCCCAAAAACAAGGACCAGGACGUCCCAUUUGUUUGGAGUAAGGAGUGUGAGAAGUCUUUUGCGUUCGUUAAAAAGGAAAUGCAGUCUGAUAGGGUUUUAGUCCACUAUGACCCCACAGUUCCACUGGUGUUAGCCACCAAUGCUUCGCCCUACGGUGUAGGGGCGGUCCUCAGCCAUCAGUAUCCUGAUGGGACUGAGCGACCAUUGCAGUACGCUUCGCAGACUCUUACUCGAACACAGCAAAGGUAUUCGCAGAUCGAUAAAGAAGCUUACUCGAUCAUUUUCGGUAUUCGGAAGUUUUACCAAUACUUGUACGGUCGUCGAUUCACCCUUGUGACUGAUAAUAAGCCCAUCAGUCAAAUCUUCUCAGAAUCCAAGGGACUCCCAACUAUGUCCGCAAUGCGAAUGCAGCACUAUGCGGCAUUUCUGCUAGCUUUCGAUUACAAGAUCCGCCACCGUCGGUCAUCGGACCAUUUCAACGCUGAUGCAAUGUCUCGCUUACCCUUACCCCGAACCGAUUCUGAAUCGGAGAUUGAGGAACCCGAUGCUGUCGAGGUGAAUACAAUACAAACGCUUCCGCUUACAGUUGACGAACUAGGUGCAGCUACUCUUUCGGAUGACAGUGUUAAUGAGUUAGUACGUGCUCUAAGAUCAGGAAAGAGAGUCGACGGUAAAUUCCGUUUCGGCGUUGAUCAGGAGCAGUUUAGCUUACAGAAAGAUUGUCUUUUGCGUGGUAGUCGGGUGUAUGUACCACCUUCGCUGCGGAUGAAGGUUCUUCGUGAACUUCAUUCGACGCACUUCGGUAUUUCAAGAAUUAAGUCACUUGCUCGUAGCUACUGUUGGUGGGUAAAUAUCAAUAGAGACAUCGAGAACCUUGUUAAGGACUGUCCGACCUGUCAAGCUACCAAGGCUAAUCCGCCAAAAGUUUCGUUCCACUGUUGGGAUACACCGAGUGAACCGUUUCAAAGGGUUCAUGCGGACUAUGCUGGUCCAUUCCUGGGAUUUUAUUACCUGAUUUUGAUUGAUGCGUUCUCAAAAUGGCCUGCUGUUUUCGUGGUCAAGAACAUGACUACAGAUACAACAAUUCGUAUGUGCAGAGAGUUUUUUAGUACUUAUGGUCUUCCAUCGGUUUUCGUGAGUGACAAUGGGCCUCAGUUUGUUUCGGCAGAUUUUAAAAAGUUCCUAACACUGAACGGUGUUGUCCAUAAACUCAGUGCACCAUACCACCCUGCCACAAAUGGACAGGCUGAGCGUUUCAUACAGACGAUGAAAGCUAAGCUGAAAUCUUUGGAUUGCAAUCGCUCUGAGGUACAAAGCGAGAUUUGCAACAUUCUCAUGGCGUAUCGUAAAAUGAUUCACCAUUCCACUGGAUACUCCCCGGCGAUGCUAGUGUUCGGUCGCCAGAUCCGCUCACGGCUCGAUCUCAUGGUCCCUUCGAAGGACCCGAACAGAAGCGAAGUUCAGUCUAAAGUUAGAGAAUUAACUGUAGGAGCCAAGUGGGAAUUCGGGACUAUCAAAGAGCGACUUGGUAAGCUUCAUUAUUUGGUACAGCUUAGUGAUGGACGGGUCUGGAAACGUCAUAUUGAUCAACUGCUGUAG